Messenger RNA from Kwoniella shivajii, 6831 nucleotides. RefSeq lists its product as uncharacterized. Gene Ontology annotation, cellular component: nucleus; cytoplasm; mitotic spindle pole body. The record is from RefSeq and is a predicted model, not a curated record. Bases 1 to 6831 code for a protein of 2276 amino acids. Gene Ontology annotation, molecular function: protein binding; cysteine-type endopeptidase activity. NCBI's taxonomy places the organism in Eukaryota, Fungi, Basidiomycota, Tremellomycetes, Tremellales, Cryptococcaceae. The transcript has 24 exons. Gene Ontology annotation, biological process: proteolysis; meiotic chromosome separation.
AUGGCGAUAGCUAAAGCUGUCUCAGCAUCAAAGACAGCUCCUCCAGCGGUACCGAGGAAGACCCGAACAGCUGCAGCAUCAAAAACAAGAGAUGCAGAUGAAUUAGUGGAAGGAUUAGGCAAGUUGAGUAUAGCUCAGCCUACCCAAACCGUCAAGCGAGUCACAAGAGCUGCUCCAACGGCGAGUAGUAGCUCCGCGCGUCCUACUCCUACUACCACGACAAAGAAGGCCACCACAACUGUCGACAAACCAAAGAUAGCUACAAUUUCAGCUCACGUGCCGACAGCUGGUCGAAGUACGGCUGCAAGUGUGAAAACAAGCGCAAAGGGUAAAGGGAAAGCUUCGACCUUGGAAGAUACAUUUCCAUGGGCUCGACCGUCUUUAUCAUCUGAUGAACCCAUAUUGAAACCUAUCGAUAGAGUCAGAGCAGCUAUGCAAGCUGUCAAUACCUCUUCUAAAUCUUUCUCAUCAGCUGUAUCGUCAGGUUUCCGAUAUAACUCUCCAACAUCGUCAUCGUCAACUUCACCCUCAGUCGCACCAAUAGCAAAAGACGUGGAGGAACCAUGGACCGAUGCAAAAAUAGAUCAUCUGGUAGAGACAUGUCAAAUCGGUUUCAGAGUUUUGAGGGAGCUGGAUCAAGAAGGUCAUUUACCGGGCAAAGCUGAAGAUGUGGAAAGAAGCGUAAUGGCUGUAAUGGGCAAAUGUAUUUCACUGGGAAUGUAUCGGAAAGCUAUGGAAAUUCUGACAGAUGCUCGUCUCGCUCAACUACGCUUAUACACGCCUCGCCCUAUGCCAAAAACACCAGCGCCGUCAGUCACGUCAACAUCAACUAUUCCUAAAGGACAAUUCAGCACAUCCACAAUAAUGAAUACAACAGUGCUCAAAGACACUUCCGCUCGUCCUCGUUUGAUUCCAUCGACCAAGGUCAAAUCACCCUCGGAAGUUCUAUCACGAGAAUGGUUGGAUGCGGCAAGGCUGCCGGCUCCUGAAAAAGGAUCGAACUUGUCAGAAGUGGUCAAGGGAAUAUUGUUCUCGGCUAUCAUGGGAAGCUGGAUAUGUUUAGUCAGUUUAAGUAAGGAUCCAGAAGUGCUUCUGCCUGUUCUUACUCUCCCUCUGCAGAAUUCUUCUGAAGAGGAGCUUCAUCCACUCAUUUUAGCACUUUCACUUCCUCGAAAUUCGAUUAUAGUCUCACUGCGUACUUUCUAUCGCCAAGUCGGCUCUUUGACACUUUCUCCUGGAUCAAGGCCUUACCUACGUAUUCGACAUUUGUCUCUACUAGCAAUGGGUAUUACCAUAUCUCCUUCUCCCGAUUCAAGGCCGAACCUCGAGCAGUAUUGGGAUACAGUUCAUCGAUCGAUUUUGACUUUCGUAAAAGAGGAUGAAGAAAAAGAGAGGCUUGCAGACGCCGCCAGUACCAUCGGUCAAGUGGUCGAUUUUAUCGAGAUUAUGGUAGAGAAGAGGAAAGAAAAAGGAUGGUUCGAAGGGAAAGCUUGGUUCGGACUAGUUGAGAUGUGGAUCGGAAUAGGAAGAAGGCUGGGCAACUCGGACAUAAUUGAUAAACCACUCUCACUUCUGACUGCGCCAACUUCCAUUGAUAGUUCUUCGUCGUCUCCCCCGCACCAAGUAGAACCGUCAACGCCACCGUCUUCUUCAUCAAUCGCUGUACUUAAAACCCCAAUUUCAAAGAGCAGUGUAAGGAAGAUCAGGAAUCCCGAAGGGGAGAUAGCAAGGAUUUGCGGUGAUUUGGCUAAAGCAAAUUUGACUAUCGACAAGUUAUUGUCUGCCCAGUCAGCUUCUCCGCCUAAUUCAAUCACAGGACUUGGUUCUGAUGAACUCAUAUUCCUCGCUCAGUCUAUAGCAUCUUUGUCUGACCAAGAAGAGCCCAUACCGACAGCUGGAAAAGCCAUAAGAGCCUUCGAACGGGUGAGAAGGUGCUGCUCGAGGUUAUUGAUCAGAUACUUGCAACCUGAUGCAUCAGAAGCUUGCAGAGACGUUGCAGGAGAGAUCAAAAUAUGGAUGGAAAAGUCCAUCGAAUUUGUGGAGAUCGUUAUAGAGGCUUCUGUUUUGGAUUCGACUUUGACGAAAGAACUGCUUUCAUCAGUGGUCGAUACUACUGUUAGAAUUUUUCAGCCUCCUGCCGGAACAUACUUCACUUCUCUACAAUAUCUAACACGAGCUCGAGUUGUAUUCGACCGAACUGCAUCCCUGAUCGAAGAUGUGGAUAAAUCAGAAUGGUUACGGUGUUUGUCGGCGUUUGCGUACAAUGGUACAGCUCACUAUUAUCGUCUAAAUCAGAUUGACGAAGCUCUACCACUGUCAAGAAUCAGUUGUCAAUGGGGUGUAGAGGCGAUGUCAUUGCAUACAUAUGAUCUAACAGAUAAAGAUGAUAAGCCUUUCUCGCAAUUGAGAGAGGGUAUGAGUAAACGAUGGGAACUGUUGGCGAGUUGUUACCAGCGUGAAGGCAAAAAAGAUGAAAUGUUCACUGCGUUCUCGAACGUUUUCACUUUCCAGACUCCUUCGAUACUCUCGCAUAUAGCCGCAUCUUCCUCAACAAAACCGAUUGAAGCAGUAUUUGAACCUUUGACAGAAAUCAAGAACUCGCUAGUAAGACUGGCCAAUCUAAUAAUGUAUGAACCUGCACUAUAUAUCUCUCACGGAAAAGAGCUCGUACAAUCAAUGAGGCAAUCCUCGUGUCCAACCAAUGCAAUCGGAGCGAUAGGAGAGAAAUUAUUGAGUCUAUUAGAGCAAGGAGAAGGGAGAGAACAAAGUGCAAAAGUCAGUUUGGAGAUCGCGGACGCAAUCUUAGAAGUAUACGGAGAUGAGUAUCCCAUCAGGAGACUAAGAUUACUGGCUAAAAUGAUGAGUACAAUCUUGACCUCUGGGCAAGCAAUGGAUCGCCUCCCACCGCUCGUGGAAGAGGUCGAUAGAUUGUCCGAUCGAACAGAUCUUUGCGAAGACAAUUCACUUUCACCUUUCAAAUCGGAAUACAUCUCGUAUACUUUGAUUCUUCGAGCAAUGCAAGCUUAUCAUACAUCUCCUCAUCCUUCCAUGGAAGUAAUUGAAUCGAGUAAGAAAGCUGUUGAAAAUCUAAGGGGUAUCGUUCUUCCUCCUACCAAACUUUCGACUCUCGGUCCAUCAACCGAAAGUGCCGACAAUGCGCCCAAAAAGAAAGUCCCUCUGGGCAGAAGUACCACUACAAAAGCUGUACCCGCUAGACCAACCAGAGGAACUAGUAGAACAGUAUCGGAACCCAAGAAAGUUGUAGGCAAGAAGCCUCUCGCUAAAUCGACCACCGCGACUGUUGCGAACAAGUCGAAGAGGAGAUCUAGUAUAAUUCUACCCUUGGUGUUUGAUGACCUAAAGCGCCUUACCAGGUUACUAGGUUCGUUGGCCACCCUUUUGGGAUUGCUCGGUCACUCUUUACAACAGAUCGAAGCUUUGAAAUUGCUGCGAGCUUUCCAAAGGAACAGAGAGGACUUGGUUGAUGAUUAUGUCCUACGGUCUGCCCAAUUGGCUACCGAAUACCAAAAAUUAGGUAAAAUCUCGAGAGCGGGAUUAGUAUUUUCUCAAGCUCAAAAAGUAAUGGAUAAUUCAAACGCCCUUGUUUCGACGAGCGUGAAAGUAGAGUUAGGCUUGAGAUAUGCUUCUUACCUCGCCUUCAAAGGGGAUUUCAUGAAAGCCCAAGAGGUGUACUCGGAGGCUGCAAUAAUGGAGUCCGAAACCGAAGCGAGUAAGAUUGUUAGCUCUAUGGCGAAAGCUGUGGAACGCUGUGAAAAGCUCGAAAGGACGGCUUGGGCAAGAAGGGCCGCUGCUUCUAUAUACGCUGCUCAAGGCAAUGCCGCGGCCGCAAUAACACAUUUGUCGGCUUCGUUUCGCUUGUUCAUUCGAGCUGCUGAUGCUAUCUGUCGACUUGCACCGAAUCAAGCUUCCGCCGAACCUAGUAAUCCAAUUUCAGAAGAUGACCCGUUUUCUGCUCCACCACCGCAAGCUAAGAAAUCUGUGGCUGAUGCUGCAGACGAGCCCUCCAAAGACUCAAAAAUCGCAGUACCAUCACAAACCACACAUUUUUCCGGCAAACACUUGCAUGCUUUGCAAUGGCGAAUCGCGUCUUCGCUUCUCACAACGACCUUUGACGUAGCCAAUGCUCUCGCAUAUAGAGGUACAGUCAGAGACACUCAAUACUUCCUAAAUAUAGCUGGCAAUAUAGCUGAAUCAGUGAAGAGCGAUGUGAUCAAAGCUAGAGUCGGUGCCAAAGAAGCUGAAUUGUUUUUCAGAAUGAGGAAAUGGGAUGAAAUGGGUGAAAAAUUAGAACUAGCUGCUGCCUCCCUUAAUACCAUCGAAGGUCCAGAUAUGAUCGAUCUGAAUGUUCUCAAAGGAGACCUGUAUUCACGUACUGAGAUGGUCGAAGAGGCGGAAGUCGUUUUUCAAACUACUUCGAAAGAAAUUGAAGGUUUAGAUAGAGUCUUUGUGGCAAACGAAGCUGUUUUGCCUACACCGAAGAAGAAUGUUUUGCUCACGGCUUCCACUUCUAGUGUCAGAGCUAGCUUAACGAAUAGUAAAAUUCCUCAGGGAAGAGAACCAAUUUUGCCCACUACUCUAGCUCAUGUGUUGCGACAACAUGCUUGGCUCCUGAAAGAGGCUGGGUCGAAAGAAGAAUGCGAGGAAUUGUUACUACAAAUUAAGGGGCUGCCGUCGUCAACGCAGACGAAAGCGGACGAACUUCUCCUGGAAGGGCGAAUUGCGCUCCACGAAGCUUUCAAUACUUUCAAGACUGAUUUGUUCAUGAGUUCUUUAACUGAAUCUGCCGUGGCCAUGCCAAUGGGGGCUCCAACGAAACGAGUCGUAGAUCGGCAAUCCACUCGACAAAGUAUACAGUCCGUUCUCACUCGAGCAGAAGAAGCCUUUUUGUCAGCACUUUCGCUCGUUUCUGGUAGUGGCAAAAUUGAGGAUAUCAGACAAGCGUGCCUUGCCUUAGCCCUACUUAGAGCUUUCCAAACUUCUCUUGGACAGGGAAGCGAGGAGGUCACAGCUGCAGCCGCUGGUAUGCUAGCAUCGAGUUCGUCGAUCACCCUCCAUCGAGAACUCCUGGAGGCCAUAGAAUCUAAAUUCGUCGAUGCGGCCAGUGUUUCGCUCGAAUGGCACUCGUUCUCUUGCCCGACUGCUGAAACCAAAAUGGAUGGGGAUGAUUCCAUCGAAAUCUGCACAGAAGAUCUGGACGAUCACAAUGGGAAAUUGAGAUCGUAUUGGGAGAUGGUCAAAGCCAAGUAUCUAUCCAACCCAUUGCUUCCGGUCGACUCCUCGUCACUGAAUAGUCUACCCACUGAAUGGGCAGUAAUAUCGAUCAAUGUGACCGAUGAUCACAAUACAAUGUUCAUAUCUCGACAUCAACGUAAUCAUCAACCUAUAGUGUUCUGUCUACCGCUUGAUAGACAAAGUAGAAGGGAAGGUGAAGAUGAUUUAUGGACAUUCGAUUCUGCUUUGGCAGAAUUGGAAGGCAUCAUCAAGUCGAGUGAUGAAGGUGCUAGAGCAGCUAAAACACUCACGGAAAGAGAAGACAAAUUGGCUUGGUGGGAGAACAGAUUCGCACUGGAUAGGAAGUUGAAAGAAUUAUGUGAGGGGAUAGAAUUCGUUUGGCUAGGUGCAUUCAAGACUAUCUUUAGUCCACGUCUACCAGAUUCCCGCGAUCUCAUCGUCGACCUCCGAGACCGUUUGGAAAAGAUUUUCAGUUCUGCUCUCGCAUCCACCAGUGGAGGUAUCAAGAACCCUCGGUCCAAAACAGCUGCUCCUAAAGUAGAACUAGAUGAUGCGUUACUUGAAUGUUUCGUAAAUCUCAAUAGCAAGUGCAAGGACGAAGAAGUGGAAGAUUUGGUAUAUUUCAUUUUGGAUGUUUAUCAAUUUCAUGGUGUACCUGUCGCUUUGUCAGAACUUGAUAUCGAUCAAAUCUCCAUCGAUGUCAAAGCAGCACUGGAGAAGAUAGAAACAAGAAUUGCACUUUCAGGAUUAUUAUCCUCAGCUAAAGAUGAACAUAUAUUCUUAGCGUUAGACAAGAAUGUUCAACCUUUCCCUUGGGAAUCGAUUCCUAUACUCCGAGGUAGACCAAUCAGUAGGAUACCAUCUUUAUCAUUCUUGCUGGAUCAAGUAGCUAUGGGCAAUCAUCUACGACCAUCUCUCACCCAAAGCACAAUCGCCCCUCCCGCCUCGGCCGCAUCUGGAGGACAGGUGGAUAUGAGACGUGCGAUCAACUCACGAAGAACCUUUUACAUCCUCAAUCCAAGUGGUGAUUUGGUCAAGACUGAACAGCAUUUCAAAGCUUGGAUAGAUCAUAUGGUCGAUAAAGCAGGAUGGAAAGGUAUUAUAGGUAGACCUCCGACUGAAUUGGAGUUGACAGCCGCUUUGAAGGAUUACGACCUUGUACUGUACUUCGGUCACGGAGGUGCAGAACAGUAUAUCCGAUCACACAAAAUCAGAAAUCUGCCUCAAUGUGCCACCACAAUGUUAUGGGGUUGUUCGUCAGGUCUUAUGAAGGAACAAGGCGAUUUCGACAGGACAGGUACUGCAUGGAAUUAUAUGAUUGGAGGCUGUCCAUCACUCGUGGCGAAUUUAUGGGAUGUGACAGAUCGAGAUAUCGAUCGACUAUCUUCACACGUAAUCAAAUUACUUCAUCUUGAUCAAGCACAUAUACCUAAGUCGAAAGAUCGGUCAAACACACUAUUACCUUUAUCGGAAUUAUCAACUGUUCAAGCUGUAAAUCUGUCAAGAGAGGAAUGUAAAUUGAAAUAUAUGACGGGGGCAGCGGUCGUGGUUUAUGGAUUACCCGUCUGGAUGCACUAG